AUGAACGAAGACGAGCCAACGAUCGCCUAUGACGGUGUCAGUCAUGACACCCUCGGCGGUGGCUCUUAUGCAUUCAAAGAAAACUAUUUGCAGUACCUCAGCAAACUUAUUCAGCACGGCCCUGUCGUUGAAGUCAACAUUAUUAUCCAACCAAACAGCUCCCCUCAUAUUGGAGCCAUUCUAUCCUUGAUUCUGACCUUUUCGUUAGCGCAACAACUCACUGGACAAGGCUUGGAGGCAUACGUCGUGGUCGACUUAUGGGACAAUGCUAAGGCAGAACAGAUCAACAUAGGUGGCACCGUCUAUCAGAAGGGCCUGCGCGACUCUGGACGUUUGAUCAUCGAGGACUACGAAGACAUUCUCGCCGUACUCGGGACUAGAUACGGUGUUGACUACAAACUCCGCAUGGAGGACGAGUUUCUACGCCAGGAUGGCAUACCAGACGUGGUCCGCGAUAUCGUUCGGGAUCGCAAUUCACUGGGUGUGUCUCUUCAACCUUCCUCUGAACAGAUCGCCAUCCGUUCCUCCUGCCCCGAGCCUUCUUGUCGCCUUGUCGACAAAUACGGCAAUCAUAACGUCUAUGACGAUGAGAACGACAUUAUCCAGUUCAAAUGCCCCUAUCACGGUCGUUUCAUAGUCAACAUCGCCUCUGAGUGUCACCGCUUGCAGUUCAACUGCCAGCUCUUCAACCUCGUCAUCGGGCGUUACUACGAGAAUGUGGAUCAUGGAUACAUCCAAGUCUGCGGCAGCGACUACGCCGGGUUCUGGCAGGAGCAGAUGUUGUGGCGCAAUAUACACAAGCCCCUCCUCAUCGUCUACACUCCCCUGAUCAUGGACUGGUCCGGUGCGAAGAUCUCGAAAUCGUUGGUUUUGGGGAAAGACGCCUAUCGAUAUCUCUGCGACGCCGGGCUCGAGUACGUGUUGUCCUGGAAGAAGUUUAAGGAAAGCAAGAAGGAUUUUGGAGUGCUCUGCAAGGAAGUCGACUUGUGGGUCGCAGAACCGUUUCGCCUUUUCAGAGGAUAUACGGUACAUUAUUUUGCCAUGUUGUUUGCGAGGAGCGAAAAUGCCGAGCUCGGAGGUGUUCGUCUUCAAGAUUGUGUCAAUCGUAAUUAA
Stereum hirsutum FP-91666 SS1 is the source of this 1113-nucleotide messenger RNA. RefSeq lists its product as uncharacterized. Lineage: Eukaryota; Fungi; Basidiomycota; Agaricomycetes; Russulales; Stereaceae. The coding region runs from base 1 to 1113 and encodes 370 amino acids. The record is from RefSeq and is a predicted model, not a curated record. The transcript has 2 exons.